Messenger RNA from Ilex paraguariensis (yerba mate), 495 nucleotides. NCBI's taxonomy places the organism in Eukaryota, Viridiplantae, Streptophyta, Magnoliopsida, Aquifoliales, Aquifoliaceae. The record is from the annotation of a GenBank genome assembly.
AUGCCGGCGGGUCAUGGUCUUCGUGCACGAACACGUGAUCUUUUCUCGCGUGGGUUCAGGAAGAAGGGGACGAUCCCUUUGUCGACGUACCUGAAGAUCUACCACAUCGGAGACUAUGUCGACGUCAAGGUGAACGGUGCUGUCCACAAGGGUAUGCCCCACAAGUUCUACCAUGGCCGUACUGGUCGUGUCUGGAACGUCACCAAGCGCGCCAUCGGUGUCGAAGUAAACAAGCAGGUUGGCAACAGGAUCAUCAAGAAGAGGAUCCAUGUUCGUGUGGAGCAUGUUCAGCCUUCCCGGUGCACAGAAGAAUUUAAGCUGAGGAAGAAGAAAAAUGAUCAAUUGAAAGCUGAUGCAAAGGCUCGAGGUGAGAUCGUCAGCACAAAGAGGCGGCCAGAGGGCCCCAAACCAGGUUUCAUGGUUGAGGGUGCAACUCUGGAGACUGUAACGCCAAUUCCAUAUGACGUGGUCAAUGAUCUCAAGGGUGGUUAUUAA